This is a messenger RNA of Penicillium waksmanii, 411 nucleotides long. RefSeq names its product DNA-directed RNA polymerase core subunit RPC19. The transcript is spliced from 4 exons. Lineage: Eukaryota; Fungi; Ascomycota; Eurotiomycetes; Eurotiales; Aspergillaceae. Gene Ontology annotation, cellular component: RNA polymerase III complex; RNA polymerase I complex. The record is from RefSeq and is a predicted model, not a curated record. The coding region runs from base 1 to 411 and encodes 136 amino acids. Gene Ontology annotation, molecular function: DNA-directed RNA polymerase activity; protein dimerization activity; DNA binding. Gene Ontology annotation, biological process: DNA-templated transcription.
AUGCCUGCCUCCAUUCACUCUCAAGAGCCUCAAGAGGUGGAUCAGUCCAUGAUCGACGCUGAGCCCGAGGUCGACCCCAUCAUGCUGGAGGAGAAGCGCGUUGUAGUGCUCCCCGGUUCCUCUGAAACAUCCGCCUCGUUCCAGUUCGAAAAUGAAGGCCAUACUAUGGGCAAUGCGUUGCGAUACGCCAUUAUGAAGAACCCCGCUGUUGAGUUCUGCGGAUAUACAAUCCCCCACCCCUCCGACCCAAAGAUGCACCUCCGCAUCCAGACAACCGAUACUACCACCGCCCUGGAAGCUUUGGAGAAGGGCUUCAGCGACCUGAUGGAUCUUUGUGAUGUUGUUACGGAGAAGUUCACUGAAGCUCGGGAUCAAUUUAAUGAGGAGAAUAGUAACCGCAUGCAAUCUUGA